AUGCCGGCGCCCCCAGGCAAGCUCGCCACCAUCGACGGGCUCGAGUACCACCGCUUCGACAGCUCGUCCAAGGACGAGUUCUCGGUGAUCUCCAACCUCAUCGCCGACCACUUGCUGGAGCCGUACUCGAUCUACGUCUACUGGUUCUUCCUCAACCUGUGGCCCCACUACUGCUACACCGUCAAGCUCCCCGACUCGGGCGAGAUCAUCGGCGUCAUCAUCUCCAAGGUCCAGCCCCACCGCCAGGUGCGCCUCCGCGGCUACAUCGGCAUGCUCGUCAUCAACCCCAAGUAUCGAGGGCGCGGCAUCGCCUCCAACCUCGUCAAGAUGACGGUGAAAAAUAUGGUCGAAUGGGACAACGUCGACGAGAUCAUGUUGGAGACGGAAGUGAUCAACGCCGGCGCGCUUAGGCUCUACGAGUCGCUUGGCUUCCUCCGCACUAAGCGCCUAUACCGCUACUACCUCAACACCCAUGACGCCUUCCGCUUAAUUCUACCACUCACCGAUAAAGCCCACACCCGGAUCGCGUUCUUGCCCCCCAUCGAAACCCCCGCCGGCUACCCAGAAUAG
Diutina rugosa is the source of this 570-nucleotide messenger RNA. RefSeq names its product peptide alpha-N-acetyltransferase. Bases 1 to 570 code for a protein of 189 amino acids. The record is from RefSeq and is a predicted model, not a curated record. NCBI's taxonomy places the organism in Eukaryota, Fungi, Ascomycota, Pichiomycetes, Serinales, Debaryomycetaceae. The transcript has a single exon. Gene Ontology annotation, biological process: N-terminal peptidyl-methionine acetylation. Gene Ontology annotation, molecular function: protein-N-terminal amino-acid acetyltransferase activity. Gene Ontology annotation, cellular component: NatC complex.